Messenger RNA from Wickerhamiella sorbophila, 792 nucleotides. RefSeq names its product F-actin-capping protein subunit beta. The record is from RefSeq and is a predicted model, not a curated record. Gene Ontology annotation, biological process: cell morphogenesis; barbed-end actin filament capping; actin cytoskeleton organization. Gene Ontology annotation, cellular component: F-actin capping protein complex; cytoplasm; actin cortical patch. Gene Ontology annotation, molecular function: actin filament binding. The transcript has a single exon. Lineage: Eukaryota; Fungi; Ascomycota; Dipodascomycetes; Dipodascales; Trichomonascaceae. The coding region runs from base 1 to 792 and encodes 263 amino acids.
AUGAGUGACGAACAAUACGACGCUGCUUUGGAUCUAUUGCGACGAUUGGACCCCAAGAAUGUUUCUGAAAACUUGAACACGCUAUGUCAGCUCAAUCAGGGCCUGGCCGAGGACUUGUUGUCGAGUGUAGACAAGCCGCUUGAGAUCAAGAGCUGCCCUAAAUCGGGCAAGAAGUUCCUCUGCUGUGAUUAUAAUCGGGACGGUAACUCGUACAAGAGUCCAUGGACUGGCGAGUAUAUUCCUCAUGUCCACGACGCGCCUACAUUGAGCGCAGACCUGCGCAAACUGGAGGAGCAGGCAAAUGAGGCCUUUGACACCUAUCGCGAAUUGUACUAUGAGGGUGGUCUUUCCUCCGUGUACCUGUGGGAGCAGGACAAUGGAUUUGCAGGGGUUGUUCUUUUGAAAAAGAAGCUGGAAAAGUCCGGGUGGAACUCCAUUCAUGUCUUUGAUGUCGACGCAAGUGCCGGCCGGCAGGCGAUUUAUCGCAUCACUUCGACAAUUAUUCUUGAUGUUGGCGCCAAAGUUGGCUCCAAGGGCAAGCUUGAUAUCUCUGGUAAUCUGACCCGCCAGACCGAAAAGAAACUGGCAAUUCAGAGCGAGCAGUCCCAUGUCGCCAACAUUGGCACGCUCAUCGAAGAAGUGGAGUUCUCGAUGCGAAACCUGCUCAAUGAGGUGUACUUUAGCAAGACUCGCGAUAUUGUUGGCGACAUUCGCACCGUCGAGCAGCAGAGCGAGCUGAAAGAAGAGCGCGAAAAGCAGCGCAAGGUUGCCGAAGGGUUAGCGUCAAGAUAA